Pocillopora verrucosa is the source of this 1430-nucleotide messenger RNA. Its product is annotated as paired box protein Pax-3-B-like. Lineage: Eukaryota; Metazoa; Cnidaria; Anthozoa; Scleractinia; Pocilloporidae. Gene Ontology annotation, biological process: regulation of DNA-templated transcription. The record is from RefSeq and is a predicted model, not a curated record. Gene Ontology annotation, molecular function: DNA binding; DNA-binding transcription factor activity, RNA polymerase II-specific.
UGAUUCUUUGACGUCAAUGCGGAAUCCACCUAGACACGAUAUGUUAUAUUAGCGGACCACAGUCGCCGUUUAAAGAUAAACCAAAACAAACUAAUGUACGCGUGAGACACAUCUAAAAUUAUUGAAAGGAGAAGAUGAGCGAACUAUUCAAAUCAGGUAAACUAAACCAAUUAGGUGGAGUGUUUGUGAACGGCAAGCCACUUCCAAACUCUGUUCGCCAACGAAUUAUCGAGAUGGCUGAGCUCGGCAUUCGCCCAUGCGAUAUCAGUCGCCAACUGAAAGUUUCACAUGGCUGCAUCAGCAAGCUACUUGCUAAGUACAACGAUACUGGGUCAUUUGAGCCCGGGCGCGCUAAAAGAAAGACAUCGAGAGAUGUGAGCACCGAAGUGAGGAACAAAAUUGAAGAAUAUCGCCGCGCAGCGCCAGGAAUCUUCUCUUGGGAAGUUAAAGAAAAGUUGGUAGCCGAUGGUUUGUGUACGAAAGAAACGUUGCCGCCUCUUACCGUGAUUAGCAGGUUGCUACGACGCGUGAGAUCCACGGGCAGUGACACUGAGAUAUCACCUGUUGCUGCCAAGGAUGUGGAAAUGGACUGCUCCAAAGAAAACGAACACCGGAAGAACUUUACUGUUUUUUCAAUAGACAAUAUCCUCAUGGAAAAAGAGAAAUGGGAAACACACGAAGAAAAGGUAGACACUGGAGAGAUGAUUACUACCAAAGUGAUUGAACUUGGAUGCACUGUCACCGAUUCGGUUCUAAAUGACUUACCAAGUCCAGCAAGCAAUAACUGCAACAACAACGGCCAUAAUGCAGUAAGGUUGUAUCAGCGGAGAAACAGAACCAAGUUUACGUCUGACCAAAUUGAAGAGCUCACAAAAGCUUUUGAGAAAACUCGCUAUCCAGAUGCUCUAACACGAGAGGAACUUGCCGAGAGACUUCGUAUAAGUGAAUCCAAGAUUCAGGUUUGGUUUUCGAACCAUCGCUCCAAAUCUAAAAUAAAAAAAUCUCAUAGGGCAGAAGUUGAGAUGGACGUAAAUGCAGUACCAACGACCAAGACGGGUAUUUUCUAUCCAUCAUAUCCUGUGGUACCUGUGAUACGUUACGGGCCGUAUAUUCAGGCGACUCGUGUUUGUCCCUACAUUUGUUACAAGCCACUUCAAAUGGCUUCGCGCUAGCUAAAAAUUUUAAUGUUUAUUUUUGUAAUUUUUCAUCGAACUUACCAUAUUGCAUGGAACAAUACUGGUCGGAACUCGUAUCAUUUAUUUGACAGUUUGUCACCUCAUACAGAGUCUGUUCGUCUGAUGAAUUUUGUUAACCUGUAUUAAACAGAAUUCACACUUGUUUUACGUUUGCACUUUUUACUUCAUAGUUGUAUACCUUAUCUACCUAAUGUCUUUUUGAAAAUAAUAAACUUUUCAACGUUUGAUCUCAAA